Molecule: messenger RNA, 5698 nt
Organism: Pecten maximus
Lineage: Eukaryota; Metazoa; Mollusca; Bivalvia; Pectinida; Pectinidae
Product: protein SON-like
Exons: 14
Coding region: 180-3290 (1036 amino acids)
Biological process (GO): regulation of mRNA splicing, via spliceosome; regulation of cell cycle
Molecular function (GO): RNA binding
Source: RefSeq, a predicted model, not a curated record
GAUAUUUAGUGUGCACAUAUUACUUCCGGUAAAUGGCGAGACGGUAAAAUUAUAACAAGAAAGUGAUUGAAUUAUUGUUUCUGCAUCUGAAAUUAUGGAAGGGCCGUAAGGGUGUCCAUUUACCCUACCAGUAUAUGGAUUCCCUUGGUGGCGCUGACAGAUAACCAGAGGCCUUUGCCAUGGAGGAAGGCAGUGCUGGUGUAGGGUUGAUACCUCUACCUGUAAUGGGCACGAUUCCCUUACCUGAUGGCUCGCCUACACCUAAAAUAAAGUCGAGGAAGCCCAUUAGAUUAGUGAGAUAUGAUAUCGGUAAGGAUGAACCUCAAAUUCCUCUCCCAGUUGCAAAGAAAGACCCGCCAAAGCCAGCCAAGGAAUUGAUCGCUGAAAAAUUAAGCAAGAAAUCAAACUCUUCAAAUAUGGCAAAGGAGAUGGAGAAUAAGUGCUCUAGUGACUGUAAGUCCGAUAACCAAAGCCUAUCUAAGCUAAAACGCUCCUUAAUGCAAAAGGAAAGAAACGUGGAAGGACCUCUUGAACAGAGUAUUGUGGAUGAAAUGUUUAAAGAUUUUUUGGCAACUAAGAUGCAACAGAUAGAAUCAGAGUAUCAGAGUAAAGCUGAUGAUUCAGUGUUGAGAAAUGGUCAGAUUGGGGAGGUUGUUUCCUCUGUUGAAGAAAUGAACAGACUUCUGGAUGAUGAGUUGACAACAAUUUCUCUAAAUACUUCUCAGAAAGAUUCCAAUAUACAGCAAGAGUGUUCUCAAAGUCAGUCAGUGUCCAACAGGAAGCACAAAUUGGCAGAGGCAAAGGACUGUGUAAAAUUAGAGACAAAAAGCAAAAGAUCAAAAUGGGAUAUGAAAGAGAAGCAGGAGAAGGAUGUUAGUAAGGACAGAUCUAAACCACAGAUAAAAACAGAAAGUGUUGUAUGUGUAAAAGGUACAAAGUCGUCAUCUAACUUGUCGAUGGAAAACAGUUCAAAGCCAUCCUCUAACCAGCAUAGUUGGGUCAAUAUUGAAUCAUCUGGAGUCAAAACAAAUACAGAAAAUCUCAGGUCAACAUUACCAUCAUCCAUAAUAAAAACAGUUCAGGAGAAGUCAGUCACAGACGGGACAGUAUCAACACAGCCAGCGGAUAUUAAGAAGGAUGAAGAUGAUCAUACCAGAAAUGUGAAGACAAACAUAAACAUUGCACUGGCUGCUCAGUUUGGCAAAAAGACUCAGGUCAAGAAACAGAUAUCACUGAAAAUCAGUCAAAUGAGUGCAGAAUUUAUUUCCUCUGGUGAGCGAACAGGAAAAGAAGCUGAGCAAAGAAAGGCCUUAGAAGAUGAUGGCAAUGUUGCCUUUUUUAAAGGGGAAGUUAUAUCUUCAAAUGAUGAUGAUUCUGAGAAACAUGAAACAAAUGACGAGGAUAGUGAGGAGGAGGAGGAAAACAACGCUGUCUCAGAAACAGGGUCGCUAAGUGACUCGGAAAAGGACACCAAAACUUCUAAGUCCAAAAAGAAGAAGAAAAAGAAAAAUAAGAAGCACAAGAAAAAGAAAAAGCACAAGAGUUCAAAAGAUCAAGAAAAAAAUGAGACAAAACGAGAUGAUUCUAAAAGAAAGAACAGAUCAUCAUCUAGGUCAAGGUCACCAAAGAGACACAGGGACUCUCAUUCUCCAAGCAGAAAGAGUCGCAAGUCAAGGUCAAGGUCACCGAAAUGGGAAGAUCGAGGAUUUGAUGCAUAUGAUUACAGGGAAACAGCUCGCAACAGAUCUAGGGAUAGAGACAGAGGUCGGGGCAGAUCUCGGGAUAGAUCAAGAGAGAGAUCUUGUGACAGAUCAAGAGAUCGAACAAGGAACAGGUCCCGAGAUAGAGGCCGGGACCGAGGAAGAUCUGACAGAAGGUCAAGAUCACCUGAAAAGUCUGUUGACCUACGUGUGAAGAUUGACAAGGCCAAAUUAAGAGAAAUAGCCAUUAAGAAUGUUCUGGCUAUGGCCAAGUCUGGCCACGGUCCUUCAGUGGACCUCACCACCAUCAAGGCUGGAGGCACAUCUGUGGAUGAACUCACAGACUUCUGUAAACGAAUAUCAUCUAAAGAAAAGAACAGAGGUACAGAAUCAUUUCUGUCCUCAUCAUCAGAGGAAUCAGAAGCAGAUGAGAAGGAGGAGGAAGAAAGUUUCAUCCACCAUCCAUUUAAAGUGAGAGAACCGUCUGCUAGUAUUGUGAUGAAUAUCAGAAAUGCCAAACCUCUACCAGUGUUGACACCACAAGAAAAGAUCACAGAGCAGUCCAAGCUAAGGAUGCAGUUCCCAGUAUCUAGUGGCAGUGUUCACCGUUUGAAGGAGCCGGAGUGGGUCCCUGUACAUAAAACAACCAAUGCCUUAGCUUUAGUGACCAAUACACCAGCCACCGUAUCAAUGUCAGCCCCCGUCUCUACUUCAAUGGCCAUGGUCUCGUCUACCCCCAACUCUACUGUUGCCAAGGACACCCCUCUAACUGUACAUCCACCACCUUCUGACCCCCCACCACCACCAGAGGAGAGAGUAUUCCCAGAGACACCUAACAUGCCAAUGGAUAUUGGAACAAUUAUUUCUGAACGUCUGCUUGCUGUGAGAAAACUCCAGGAAAACCCCAAAGAUAUUUCAGCACUAAGCAACAUAGCUAAUGCACAGAAAAAGGCCAGCAUGUGGGCUACAUCCAAACAGUUACCAGGCCAGUUCCUGGGAUCUACUGGGGCUCAGAUUCUUACCCCAGAGGAGCUGAGUGGCACAGACAAACGACAUCAAGCUUGGGCUAAGAAGGACCAGUUUAAGAAGGCAGCACCUGUGAGUGGGGGUAUAGGCAUGGCCCUGCUGCAGAAGAUGGGCUGGAAACAGGGUACCGGUCUUGGAAAGAAUAAUGAGGGUUCACUGGAACCACUUAAACUGGACAUAAAGACUGACCGCAAAGGACUGACAUCACAAGAGGAACAUUCCAAGCGAGGGAAGGGACACCAUGGAGGAAAGGGGCAUGGUGGGGCCUCUGGAGGAGGAGGAGGAGGAGGCGGAGGUGGAGGUGGAGGCGUUUUCACUCAUGAUCUCUCAAGUAAACAUCCAGUGUCAGCCCUGAUGGAGUUGUGUAACAAACGAAGGUGGGGACCUCCUGAUUUCCAGCUCAUUCAUGAAAGUGGACCAGAUCACAAAAAGCAUUUCCUCUUCAAGGUGAUAAUAAAUGGAAAUUCAUAUCAGCCAUCUGUUGCGAGUAACAACAAGAAGACGGCCAAGGCUUCUACAGCAGCUGCCUGCCUCCAGGAACUCGGUCUCAUUCCACGCACCUGACCUGUCUUUGAGCCAUGACAUGCGCAAGUCAUGGUGUACUGGACAUCUCAAAUAGGGUAUUCUGAUAUUGACCAUCAAGUACCUGAAACAAGGGCAGCAGGUGACAACAGGCCAUCUUGUCCAGGUGCUCUCUGGAGUCACUUAGAACUGAAUUGUCAAUAGAGCAUUUUGAUUUAAAAAAGACAGGCUUCAACGAAGUAGAUGUUAUGGAAUUGAUGUUUUGCAGCCUCAAUUUUAUGAAUAUUGUUGUGACUUUUAAGACAGUCAUGGUGUAAACUUAAGUCUUAGACUUUCUAAGGGACAUUCAGUGGGCUACUCUACCUUAUAAAGACAGUAAAUGAUGUAAACUUAAGUCUUAGACUUUCUAAGGGACAUUCAGUGGGCUACUCUACCUUAUAAAGACAGUAAAUGAUGUAAACUUAAGUCUUAGACUUUCUAAGGGACAUCAAGUGGGCUACUCUACCUUAUAAAGACAGUAAAUGAUGUAAACUUAAGUCUUAGACUUUCUAAGGGACAUCAAGUGGGCUACUCUACCUUAUAAAGACAGUAAAUGAUGUAAACUUAAGUCUUAGACUUUCUAAGGGACAUCAAGUGGGCUACUCUACCUUAUAAAGACAGUAAAUGAUGUAAACUUAAGUCUUAGACUUUCUAAGGGACAUCAAGUGGGCUACUCUACCUUAUAAAGACAGUAAAUGAUGUAAACUUAAGCCUUUGACGUUCUAAGGGACAUUCAGUGGGCUACUCUACCUUUAAGUUGGAAGACAAUUCUCAGGUGGUGUACACAAAUGAUUGUAACUGUGUGAUCAAUUUUAAGUGAAAAAGAUGGUUUCCUUCUCCUUGUAUACAUCUACUUGCUUUAAUUCAUUGGUACAGAAAGCAGAGAUAGGAAAGUCUGAUAUUGUUUAGAAAUAGGUUACUGCUUCAGAAAAGGAACUUAAGUUUCAUUCAAGUAUUUUUGGUAUUUAGAUGAUAAAAAAUGGCAGUACAUUUGACAUAUCUUGGUGAAGUGUUUUAUCUGUUGUGUUACACACACAUUUUUGUUGAUGUCCAGAAAAACACGAAUUAUGCUGAUCAUGACUUACAUUUUGUAUAGUUUGUAUGUUUCUAAUUAUUUCAUCAAAACAAGACAUGGGAGAUUUGAAUGUUGAAUCAUAUGAAGGAAUUCAUGUUUCAACUUCCUAGUUCCUAGUGAAGCUUUACCUUUGUAUAAUUCAGCGUCAUCUUUCUACAGUUUCAGUGUCCUCUCUCUCUAGUUUCAGUGUUAUCUCUCUCUAGUUUCAGUGUCAUCUCUCUCUACAGUUUUUAGUGUCCUCUCUCUAGUUUCAGUGUCAUCUCUCUCUACAGUUUCAGUGUCAUCUCUCUACAGUUUCAGUGUCAUCUCUCUAAAGUUUCAGUGUCAUCUCUCUAUAGUUUCAGUGUCCUCUCUCUAGUUUCAGUGUCAUCUCUCUACAGUUUCAGUGUCAUCUCUCUACAGUUUCAGUGUCAUCUCUCUAUAGUUUCAGUGUCCUCUCUCUAGUUUCAGUGUCAUCUCUACAGUUUCAGUUUCAUCUCUCUACAGUUUCAGUGUCAUCUCUCUCUACAGUUUCAGUGUCAUCUCUCUACAGUUUCAGUGUCAUCUCUCUACAGUUUCAGUGUCAUCUCUCUAUAGUUUCAGUGUCCUCUCUCUAGUUUCAGUGUCAUCUCUCUACAGUUUCAGUGUCAUCUCUCUACAGUUCCAGUGUCAUCUCUCUACAGUUUCAGUGUCAUCUCUCUAGUUUCAGUGUCAUCUCUCUAGUUUCAGUGUCAUCUCUCUACAGUUUCAGUGUCAUCUCUCUCUAGUUUCAGUGUCAUCUCUCUCUAGUUUCAGUGUCAUCUCUAUAGUUUCAGUGUCAUCUCUCUACAGUUUCCAUUUUUUUUUUAUAUUUAUACCAAUGUUACUCUGGAUUGUGCGGGGGAAGCACUGUCUGACUGAGUCUUGUAAUUUUCUUCAAACAGUGGGUUUUUUCUUUGGGAAAUGAAAUUACUUUUGCAGGGUUGUUAGCCCACCACCAUCAGAUGGUGUGAUAUUGAAAUGGCCCUGCGUCCGUGGUCCAUGGUUUGUGGUCCAUCGUCCGAGAGUCCCUCUGUAAACAAUUAUUGUUAUGCUAUUUCUCAGAAAGCACUGAGAAAUAAGGGAAAAGAAGAGAAAAGAUAAGUCUUUCAUUUGACUGAUAUGAAUCCUUCAAUGGUGGGCGCCAAGAAUCCCUCUGCGAUCUCUGGUUUUUUCUUAGAUGGGUAUUAUUUAAAGGAUGAAAAAAUGAAAUGUGUGUGUGCAGCAGAAUGUAAAAACAUCUUGUAUAUGUGUCAGUUGUGUUAGAGUCAUAGUGAUAGAUGUGUGAGUGUUGUUAUAGGUGCUAAUAAAUAGUUUAUAUUAAAUAAUGUCCCUUGAA